AUGCCCGCCUCCCCGGACAGCCCAGGGACCACCGUGGCUUGUGCCACCCUGUCGGGCGGCCCCGAUCCCGUCGCCUUCAGGUUCGGCCUACUGGCGGACAUCCAGUACACCGACGUGGACGAUCGUUGCAACCACACCGGCACGCAGUGGAGGCGAUACAGGAACUCCCUCGCGGUCGCGCGUAACGCGAUCGACUACUUCAACCAGAGCGACCUCUCCUUCGUGCUGCACAACGGGGACAUCAUCGAUCACCAGUGCGCGUUCGACUUCGCCAAGGAUGAGUUCAAGCCCAAGGCUGAGGGGCUCGAGCAGCUCGGAAGGGUGAUGCGAAUUCUCAGCGGGAGCCAGUGCAAAGACUGGAUGUUCACCAUCGGCAACCACGAGCUGUACAACUUCACCGCCUCCGAGCUGAGGGAAGGGGUGACCCCCGAGGGUUGCACCUUGCCAUUCAAGUGCGCGAACGACGAGGGGAGCUUCUUCUUCAGCAGGACGCCCGCGCCCGGUUGGAGGGUCGUGGUGCUCAACUCGUACGACGUCAGCAUAUACAGCAAGGGCAGGGAGCAGGGCUUGGACGUGGACGCGCUCGAGCUGCUCAGGAAACACAACGCGAACGUGGACAAGUGGGUGUCGGAUAACCCCGAGGGGCUCGAGGGGCUGGGCAACAGGUGGGUGCCGUUCAACGGAGGCGUGGGCGAGGAACAGCUCGAAUGGCUCAAGGGCCAACUGAGCGAAGCCGAGGCGAACGAUGAGCGGGUCAUCGUGUUCUCCCACCUCCUGGUUCACCCGGAGACGACGGCGAACGGAAGCGGCCGCACUCUCAUCUGGAACUACCAGGACGUGCUCGACGCCGUGGAGGACGAGAGGUGGGGUAAAAACGUCGCGGCGGUCGUCUCCGGGCACCAACACGAGGGAGGUCUGUACACGAACGAUAACGGGACGCACUUCGUGGUGAUGGAGAGCCCCAUGCUGGCGGAACCCGGACAGCCGGGUCCCUUCUGCGUGGUGGAGGCGUCGAGCGGGGGCUUGCGGAUGAUCGGGUACGGCAAGGGGCCAAACUCGAAGAUCUUCGGGGCAGAGGAGGGUGAGCAAUACCCGCCGGCGGAACCGAUGGUCAAGGACCUGCCCCUCGCUCCAGUGGAGGCCAAGGCGUAG
This is a messenger RNA of Micromonas commoda, 1152 nucleotides long. RefSeq lists its product with no specific name. The coding region runs from base 1 to 1152 and encodes 383 amino acids. Gene Ontology annotation, molecular function: CDP-glycerol diphosphatase activity; ADP-ribose diphosphatase activity; manganese ion binding. The record is from RefSeq and is a predicted model, not a curated record. Lineage: Eukaryota; Viridiplantae; Chlorophyta; Mamiellophyceae; Mamiellales; Mamiellaceae. The transcript is spliced from 2 exons.